Solanum verrucosum is the source of this 984-nucleotide messenger RNA. Its product is annotated as protein ASPARTIC PROTEASE IN GUARD CELL 1-like. Gene Ontology annotation, biological process: proteolysis. The coding region runs from base 1 to 984 and encodes 327 amino acids. Gene Ontology annotation, molecular function: aspartic-type endopeptidase activity. The record is from RefSeq and is a predicted model, not a curated record. The transcript has a single exon. NCBI's taxonomy places the organism in Eukaryota, Viridiplantae, Streptophyta, Magnoliopsida, Solanales, Solanaceae.
AUGGAAAAUUUCCUCUAUGUGACACUAUUACUUGUCCUAUUCUCAAACAUCUCAGUUUCAACAAAUGUAAACUUUCAUCUUUCUCUCAAUUACACAUCCAUUUUGCAAGCCAGAAAAAAUUUCAUGUCUCUUGAUACCUCUAAUCUUUCUUAUCAUUCACCAUAUUCUUACAGUCUUCCCAUUUACCAUCGCGAUGUAUUUGAAAAAUCAGACUUCAAGGAUUAUGACUCAUUACUCGAUGCUCGUCUUGCUCGAUGCAUGGAGAGAUCAGUGAAUUUAUUUUCAUAUGAUCAAAAUUCUACUAGUAGUAGACAUUUUGCACAAGUUAACCCUAUAAAAACAGUAAUCUAUCCUUUACAUGGUGAAGCUGUAGUCCCCCUUUGGAUUGGCUCUAAAUUACGACGUGAACUUUUACUUGUUGAUACUGGAAGUCGUCACGUUUGGUGGCAAUGUGGUCCAUGUGAACCAAAAAAAUGUUACAAACAAAGGAACGAUGAAUUAUAUUAUUCAACUGAAUCCACUACUUUUGAACAAAUUAAUUGUGUCAAAGAGAGUGCAAGUUGUGUCGAGGGACGUAGUAGAGUUCAUUGCUCUAAAGAAGAAACAAAAUGUUUUUAUGAAGUAAGAUAUGGAUAUCAUGGAAGUACAAUUACUUCUGGAUUUAUGGCUUAUGAAAUCAUAACAUUUUCUAAUAUACUAGAUUAUGCAAGAAUUAUAUUUGGUUGUGGAAAAAAUCAAUUUAAGGGGGAUACAAAAUUCCCAAGAUUAUUUAGUGGAAUUGCUGGUGUUGGUGGUGGUUUAUAUACAAAUGGAUUUGAGACAUAUUCAUUACCAUCACAAGUUGGUGCAAUUGUAUUUGCUUUUUGCAUUCCUACUCCAACCUCAGGGAAGUCCUCUACACUUACUUUUCACGAAACCCCAUGGAAAACAGGUCAGUAUUGUCUCGUUUUUUUUUUUAACUUAACACGUAGUUUAAGAAACUAA